UUCUCCGCCGCUGGAGAUCCGACGGUUAUUCUCACAAACCAUUAGUGAAUUCCGUGCCUGAAUCGGCGGUACCUUCCGGCCCAUGUGCCCCACCGAUGUAACGUCGCACGUCUUCUCUCUCACGCCCUUUGCGUACGUUGUCCUCCCUCCUUUUAUUUCCUUUAAAAAAAUACAGACAAGAUCCACCGUGCAGGAACUCGCACAUAUUUCUCCCUCCCAAAAAACUAACCAGUCUUCUUAUCUGUGGACUCCCGCGGUCUUCCUUCGUUGGCUCUCUCUCUCUCUCUCUCUCCUGGUGGUCCUCCUCUAAUAAUUGACAUAAAAUUCUAUUCCGAAAAUUUUAAUAAUCGUUUUACUUCCAAAAAAAAGUCAUUUAUGGUUCUAUAUAAAUCCCUCUGUUUCCCCUGCUUUCUCUACUCGUCAUCAAAUCAAGUGAGUGCCUUUCCGAUAUCUUUAAUUUGCUCGUUCGCCUUUUUCCCUGGUUUCAUUCUGUUUCGAAGUUAUAAAGGAAGGAGAUGCAAGAUCUGAUACCAGGCCUUCCGGACGAGAUAGCGCGCGAUUGCCUCCUCCGAGUCCCCUACGAGGCCUUCCGCACCGUCUGGUCCGUCUGCCGGCUCUGGAAGCAGGAGCUCGAAUCGCCGUCCUUCCACCGCCUCAGGAAAUCCAGCGGCCUUUCUCGCCCACUCGUAGGCUUGGCCCAGGCCGACCCCGCCUUCUCCUCUGGCGGCCCGGCCCAGAAGUACGCCGCCUCCGCGACUCCAUCCUACCGCCUCGUCCUCUUCUCCCCGACAACCGGCACGUGGGUUUCGCUGCCGUCCAUCCCCCUUCUCCCCCACGGCCUCCCGCUAUUCUGCCAGAUAGCGGCGGUCGGCCGGGAACUGGUGGUCGUCGGCGGGUGGGACCCGGACACUUGGGCCGCCUCCGAUACGGUCUACGUCUACAACUUGGAGUCCGCCUCGUGGCGCCGCGGGGCCUGCAUGCCGGCCCCGCGUCGGUCCUUCUUCGCCUGCGCUGCGUCGCCGGACGGGGACCGGAGGGUGUUCGUGGCGGGCGGGCACGACGAGGAGAAGAACGCGCUGAAAUCGGCGAUGGCGUACGACGUGGCGAGGGACGCGUGGGUCCACCUCCCCGACAUGGCGAGGGAGCGAGAUGAGUGCAAGGGGGUCUUCCUGCGUGGCACCUUCCACGUCAUCGGCGGGUACGCCACGGAGGCCCAGGGGCAGUUCGGGAGGAGCACGGAGGCCUUCGACGUCGCCGCGUGGAAGUGGGGCCCCGUGGAGGAGAACGUGCUCGAGGGCUCCACGUGCCCGAGGAUGUGCGUGGCGGGUGGGGACGGGCGACUCUACGCGUGCAGCGCGGCGGGGCAGCUGGCGGUUCGGGAGGACGCGGGGGACUGGCGAGCGGUGGCGGAGGUGCCGGAGGACGCGCGGGUGGCGCCGCAGCUGCUCGCGUGGGACGGGGAGCUGAUGGUGAUGGGUUCCGGCUGCCACGGUGGGGCCCAGGCGUGUUAUAUGUUGAAUCUGAAGGGGAUGACAACGUGGCGCAAGAUGGAGGUGCCGCCGGAAUAUUCGGGCCACGUUCCGGCUGGCUGUUGUCUCGAGAUCUAAUGGGAGAAAGCCAAAAAAAAAAAAAAGAAAAGAAAAGGUAAAGACUAGAAGGGUCGGUUUGUCAAGUAAGGUGCUUUCAAAUUUGGAUGUGUCUUUUUCUUUUUGUGCUUGUACAUGGUAAUCACUGAGGAUACGGCUUUCAGGUUAUGGAUGGGUCCAUCGUCAUGGUGUUUGGACUUCUGUACACAGAGUUUGUAUUUAUAAGGGAAAGUUUCCACGUAUUUCUAGGUAAAAUAGGUGAUCCAUCAUCCAUGUAAAUACUCGAUUUCUAGGACGAUGGUUUUCUUUUUCUUUUU
This is a messenger RNA of Elaeis guineensis (African oil palm), 1903 nucleotides long. RefSeq names its product F-box/kelch-repeat protein At1g80440. Gene Ontology annotation, molecular function: protein binding. The record is from RefSeq and is a predicted model, not a curated record. Gene Ontology annotation, biological process: negative regulation of cytokinin-activated signaling pathway; regulation of phenylpropanoid metabolic process. NCBI's taxonomy places the organism in Eukaryota, Viridiplantae, Streptophyta, Magnoliopsida, Arecales, Arecaceae.